GCGAAGAGGUGCAGCCGCCACGCUUAUCCUCAACCAGAAUGACGGCCGGCCAGGAGGCGCAGCCGCCACGCUUAUCCUCAACCAGAAUAGGGGCCAGGGUGUACAGCUGCCACGCUUAUCCGGCGCCAGGCGAAGAGGUGCAGCCGCCACGUUUAUCCUCAACCAGAAUGGGGGCCAGGGGGAAGAGGCGCAGCCGCCACGCUUAUCCUCGACCAGAAUAGCAGCCGCCACGCUUAUCCGGUGCCAGGCGAAGAGGUGCAGCCGCCACGCUUAUCCUCAACCAGAAUGGGGGACAGGGGGAAGAGGCGCAGCCGCCACGCUUAUCCUCAACCAGAAUAGGGACCAGGGGGUACAGCCGCCACGCUUAUCCGGUGCCAGGCGAAGAGGUGCAGCCGCCACGUUUAUCCUCAACCAGAAUGGGGGCCAGGGGGAAGAGGCGCAGCCGCCACGCUUAUCCAGAAUAGGGGCUAGGGGGUACAGCCGCCACGCUUAUCCGGCGCCAGGUGAAGAGGUGCAGCCGCCACGCUUAUCCUCAACCAGAAUGGGGGCCAGGGGGGAAGAGGCGCAGCCGCCACGCUUAUCCUCAACCAGAAUAGGGGCCAGGGGGUACAGCCGCCACGCUUAUCCGGUGCCAGGCGAAGAGCCGGUGCCAGGCGAAGAGAGGUGCAGCCGCCACGCUUAUCCUCAACCAGAAUGGGGGCCAGGGGGAAGAGGCGCAGCCGCCACGCUUAUCCUCAACCAGAAUAGGGGCCAGGGGGUACAGCCGCCACGCUUAUCCGGUGCCAGGCGAAGAGGUGCAGCCGCCACGCUUAUCCUCAACCAGAAUGGGGGCCAGGGGGAAGAGGCGCAGCCGCCACGCUUAUCCUCAACCAGAAUAGGGGCCAGGGGGUACAGCCGCCACGCUUAUCCGGUGCCAGGCGAUGAGAAUGGGGCCAGGGGGAAGAGGCGCAGCCGCCACGCUUAUCCUCAACCAGGGGGCCAGGGGCAGCCGCCACGCUUAUCCGGUGCCAGGCGAAGAGGUGCAGCCGCCACGCUUAUCCUCAACCAGAAUGGGGGCCAGGGGGAAGAGGCGCAGCCGCCACGCUUAUCCUCAACCAGAAUAGGGGCCAGGGGGUACAGCCGCCACGCUUAUCCGGUGCCAGGCGAAGAGGUGCAGCCGCCACGCUUAUCCUCAACCAGAAUGGGGGCCAGGGGGAAGAGGCGCAGCCGCCACGCUUAUCCUCAACCAGAAGAGGGGCCAGAGGGUACAGCCGCCACGCUUAUCCGGUGCCAGGCAAAGAGGUGCAGCGUCCACGCUUAUCCUCAACCAGAAUGGGGGCCAGGGGGAAGAGGCGCAGCCGCCACGCUUAUCCUCAACCUGGGGGUCGGGAGGUGCAGCCGCGACGCUUAUCCUCAACCUGAAUGGGCGGCGGGAGGUGCAGCUGCCACGCUUAUCCUCAACCUGGGGGUCGGGAGGUGCAGCCGCGACGCUUAUCCUCAACCUGAAUGGGCGGCGGGAGGUGCAGCUGCCACGCUUAUCCUCAACCUGAAUGGGGGUUGGGCGCUUACCCUGAAUCGGAGGUCGGGAAGCGCAGCCGCCAGGCUUAUCCUCAACCUGAAUGGGCGUCGGGAGGUGCAGCAGUGCAGCUGCCACGCUUACCCUGAACGGGAGUCGGGAAGCGCAGACGUCACGCUUAUCCUCGACCUGAAUGGGGCACAGCCCGAAGAAGACGGAGGCGCGGACGAGGCCGGAGCGUUUAUCCUCAACCAAGAUGGGAUUCCAGGUGCGUGGUCUCACAGCCCGAAGAAGACGGAGGCAGGGACGAGGCCGGAGCGUUUAUCCUCAACCAAGAUGGGGUUCCAGGUGCGUGGUCUCACAGCCCGAAGAAGACGGAGUCGGGGACGAGGCCGGAGCACUUAUCCUCAACCAAGAUGGGGUCCCAGGUGCGUGGUCUCACAGCCCGAAGAAGACGGAGGCGCGGACGAGGCCGGAGCGUUUAUUCUCAACCAAGAUGGGCCCGAAGAAGACGGAGGCGGGGACGAGGCCGGAGCACUUAUCCUCAACCAAGAUGGAGUUCCAGGUGCGUGGUCUCACAGCCCGAAGAAGACGGAGUCGGGGACGAGGCCGGAGCACUUAUCCUCAACCAAGAUGGGGUCCCAGGUGCGUGGUCCACAGCCCGAAGAAGACGGAGGCGGGGAUGAGGCCGGAGCGUUUAUCCUCAACCAAGAUGGAAUGAUUCGUUUAUCCUCAACCAAUAUGGGGUCUCAGUUGCUCAGUCUCAAGCUGAACGAAGCUGGAGGCGGGGACGGGAGGGCUCGCAUGAACAAGUGA
Symbiodinium sp. CCMP2592 is the source of this 2311-nucleotide messenger RNA. NCBI's taxonomy places the organism in Eukaryota, Dinophyceae, Suessiales, Symbiodiniaceae. The record is from the annotation of a GenBank genome assembly.